This is a messenger RNA of Solea senegalensis (Senegalese sole), 3006 nucleotides long. It is a transcript of the gene naa25, whose product is annotated as N-alpha-acetyltransferase 25, NatB auxiliary subunit. Gene Ontology annotation, cellular component: cytoplasm; NatB complex. The transcript is spliced from 24 exons. The record is from RefSeq and is a predicted model, not a curated record. Gene Ontology annotation, molecular function: protein-N-terminal amino-acid acetyltransferase activity; protein binding. Bases 25 to 2940 code for a protein of 971 amino acids. Gene Ontology annotation, biological process: N-terminal peptidyl-methionine acetylation. Lineage: Eukaryota; Metazoa; Chordata; Actinopteri; Pleuronectiformes; Soleidae.
UCCACCCAGCAGGUAAACUCCACCAUGGCGGCGAGAGGCCAUGUGCAAGAUCCCAACGACAGGAGACUCAGACCCAUUUACGAUUACCUUGAUAAUGGCAACAAUAAAAUGGCAAUACAGCAGGCGGAUAAACUGCUGAAGAAACACAAGGACCUGCACUGCGCUAAGGUCCUAAAGGCCAUUGGCCUUCAGAGAACCGGCAAGCAGGAUGAGGCUUUCACUUUAGCACAAGAGGUGGCCACUCUAGAGCCCACUGAUGACAACUCACUGCAGGCUCUGACUAUACUGUACAGAGAGAUGCAUCGCCCGGAGUUGGUCACCAAGCUGUAUGAAGCUGCAGUGAAGAAGGUCCCACUCAGUGAGGAGUAUCACUCUCACCUCUUCAUGGCAUAUGCUCGUGUUGGGGAGUACAAGAAAAUGCAGCAGGCAGGAAUGGCUUUGUAUAAAAUCGUCCCCAAGAAUCCUUAUUACUUCUGGUCUGUCAUGAGUCUAGUGAUGCAGGCCAUCUCCGCACAAGAUGAAAAACUGGCUCAGAUAAUGUUCCUGCCUUUGGCUGAGCGCAUGGUGGAGAAAAUGGUUAAAGAGGAGAAGAUUGAAGCAGAAGCUGAGGUGCAGCUCUAUUUUAUGAUCCUGGAGCGUUUGGGGAAAUGUGUAGAAGCUCUUGAAGUGAUCAGGGGGCCACUUGGGGAGAAGCUGACCAGUGAGCUGCAGAGCAGAGAAACCAAGUGUAUGAUGCUGUAUCAGAGACUACAACGGUGGCCAGAGUGUAAUGCCUUGGCCCACAAGCUGCUCCUCAAAAAUCCCGAUGAUUGGCAGUUCUAUCCCUCCUACUUUGACUCUCUCUUUCACCUCAUUGACCAGUCGUGGAGUCCGCCAGAAGAAGGCGAACAUUGUUCGGAGGGCGCUGUACAUUACACUGUGGCUGAAGUGGUGAGGUUCGUUGAAGAGAGAAUUAAGGCGGAGGAUGGCAAAGAGUCUCGUUUACUCAGAGGGCCAUAUUUAGCUCGACUUGAAUUAAUACAUCGACUGAGAGAACGAGGCUGUCCAGAGGAAAGUCUCCUAGGUGAUCCUUUAGAGCUAAUGGAACAGUUCUUUGGGAAGUUUGGAGACAAACCCUGCUGCAUCACGGACCUAAAGAUUUACCUACACCUGCUUUCUCCUGAUCAGCAUGUCCAGUUUAUUAAUCGUCUGAGUGAAGCAGUUCCUCUCGGUGAGCAGGGAGAGAAGGGCUUUGCUUUCCCUGAGGAGACCAACGCUCUGCAGAGGCAUCUGUGCGUCUGUCAGCUGAGUCGAGCCCUUGGGCUGCAGCACGCUCUCAGUGUGGAUGGCAAACUGCAGCUCAUCGCAGAGCUGAAGGCUCAUUAUCAUCAUGGGCUCAAGUUUGGGAAGACUGCUCUGAAGACAGAGCUGCAGUUCUCUGAUAUGUAUUGUCUCAUGGCAGCUCAUGUGUACAUUGACUUGUGGACAGAGACUGGGGAUGAGAAUAUGGUGUGGCAGUGUUUGAGUGUCCUCCAGGAGGGUUUGUCUCACAGUCCCUCCAACGCUCAGUUCAAGCUGCUGCUCCUGCUCCUCUACUGUCGCCUGGGAGCCUUUGAGCCUGUAGUGGACCUUUACUCCAGCUUGGAUGCCAAGCAUGUGCAGCACGACACCAUAGGGUUUCUGUUGACACGUUACGCUGAGUCACUGGGUCAGUUUGCAGCAGCUUCCCAGUCCUGCAAUUUCUCCCUCAGGUUUUUCCACUCUAACCAGAAAGAUACCUCAGAGUAUAUUAUCCAAGCGUAUAAGUAUGGUGCAUUUGAGAAAAUCCCAGAAUUCAUCGCUCUCAGGAACAGGCUGAAUCAAUCGCUGCACUUUGCCCAAGUCCGCACUGAGAGGAUGCUGCUGGAUCUGUUCCUCGAGGCUGAUAUUGUUUUGAGCUUGGAUGAAAGUGUGAAGGCCAUGUCUUUAUCUGCAGAGGAGGACGACAUCCCCUGGAGUAAUAUGAGGGAUAACAGAGACCUUACUGUUUUUACCAGCUGGGACCCUAAAGAGAGACAGCUUACUGAGGAGCAUCGCCAUCACUCUGUAGAGGAGGAAUCUGUCUGGCUGAGGAUACGCUCUCUAACACUUCGCAUCCUCGCCUUCUUGGCUGGACACAGACACGCUGCCUCACAUCAGAACUCCGAGGUGGCCAACGAGAACGGCAUUGGAGACAAGACAUCGAUUCUCAGCAGCUUGCUGUCCCAACUCAAUCAGACGCUCCAGACGGCCAAUCAGUUUGUAGAGAAAUGCAUACAAUAUCCAUUCCUGGGACCUCCCUCCACCCGACUGGCCCCAGCUCUGUCCAGCGGAAGCUGCCAGUGUCAGGCUGCAGCACUGCAGCUGUCUGUCCACCUACAGGAGCUGGACACUGUCGGACUAGAUGAGUCGUCAGAGCUUCAAACCCAGAUCUGCAACACUUUCAAAUCAUUAGUAGUACAGCUUCAAGAAAUACUGAAUAAAUCCAAAGGAGAUUUAUUGGAAAUGAAAGACAGCAAAUUGAAAACCUGGCCCUCCCUAUUAGAAAACCUUAUCUUCUUUACUGAGACGGUGUGCAUAGUCUUGUGGAUGGCUAGUUACUGUGCCAAGAUCCUCCGACCACUCAAAUCUAGUCUGCAGAAGAAGAAGAAAAAGAAAAAGGACACAAACACAGCUCUGCCAGUGGUGGUUUGUGGCUUCCAGGAGCUGACGGGGAGCUUGCAGGACCUGCUCACCCAGGCCUUGGACCAUGUAAGGGGGCAAGAGACUGGCAUGACUGCCCUUAAACUAGCCAGUUUAUCCUUGGAAGGACACACACAGGAGGAGGCGUUGUUUAUGAAGGCUGCUAUGGACAAGGUGCAGAGCAGCUACCUGCGCUCACUACAGGAGGUGGGAGACCUGCUCAAGAAGAGAGCAGAAACUAUAAAGAACCUCAAGAUCUGAACAUCAUCACACAGCAACCCUCACCACAUUAAGAUGACUAUACUUCCAUUUAUCCCCCGCCCGCCC